ACAUAACAUUUUUUUAUUUGUAUUAAGAUGAAUGACAAGUAAAUUGAUCAUUACAAGGUUCUAUGGUGUUAUAAGUUUAUCGAUACAGCGUAUAAUAUAUGUUUAAAAAUAAUUAAUAUAAUUAUUGAUUGUCAUGAGAUAAAUUAUCAAAAUUAUGGCUGAUGAACGAAAUUUUCGUUCUUCUUAUUAUGAAAAAGUAGGUUUUCGUAGUGUUGAAGAAAAAAAAUCAUUAGAAAUUUUAUUAAAGGAACAGCCAUUUGAUAAAGCAAAAUUAAAACAAUUUUGUCUUCGAUUCACUGUACCUGCAAUCUAUAGGAAUUUUCUAUGGAAAAUAUUGUUAGAUGUUACACCAAUUUAUACAGGAAGUAAUGAUUUUGUAGCAUCACAAAGGAGAGAUGAAUUUCAUGACUUGAGAAAGGCAUUGAGAGUUACUAAAAUAGUUGAUGAAAAUUCUAAACCUCAUCAAACAUUACUCAUCAUGUGGUUAUUGAGAACAAGACGGGCUAAAUUAGAUAUAAACGCUCAAUUAGAGUCUUCAUUGUUUAGAGCAAUGAGCAGAAUAGCUGAAAGUCUCUGGCAUAUCAUGGAAGGUGAUCACGAGUAUGAAAAAAUAAUAGAUAUUUAUUGGCUACUGUGUGGAUUUUUAGAUCAUGUUGAUAAAUUUUAUAAUGAUGUUGGAAGAUUAAUAGAUUGUACUUCGGCGCUUCUUGAAAAAGAAGACUUGUCUCUUUAUAAACAUUUAUUAAAAUGUGAAGUUUUGAAUAGUAUUCCUUUUGACCAGUGGUUCUGUUCUUGUUUUGCUGAAACUAUUUGUGAUGGAUCUCUUCCAAAAAUUUGGGAUAAAAUCGCCGUUGGAGCUUAUAAAAUUCUUGCUUUUGUUGCGGCUGUUAUUUUUAUAACUCUCAGAAGAUUUCUAUUAAAUUGUGAUAGUACAGAUUGUGUAUUAGAUACUAUUUCACAUAUAAAUGAAGAAACAUCUGAAAUGAUAGUCAACAAAGCAAUAGAGCUAUGGCAACAAAGUGGUUCUGCUCUUGUAACAAUGUCUCCAAACACGAAUAUUAUAAAUUCAACAUCAAACGCAUGACGUAUCAAUUAUAAAGUUUAUCCGACCAAAUGUUUUUUUCUACUGAUAUUUUGUAAAUAAUAAAUAUUGCCUGCAUAAAAAUUA
Messenger RNA from Microplitis demolitor, 1168 nucleotides. RefSeq names its product TBC1 domain family member 7 (gene TBC1d7). Lineage: Eukaryota; Metazoa; Arthropoda; Insecta; Hymenoptera; Braconidae. The transcript has 5 exons. Gene Ontology annotation, molecular function: GTPase activator activity. Bases 155 to 1084 code for a protein of 309 amino acids. The record is from RefSeq and is a predicted model, not a curated record. Gene Ontology annotation, biological process: negative regulation of TOR signaling; activation of GTPase activity.